Molecule: messenger RNA, 1791 nt
Organism: Patella vulgata (common limpet)
Lineage: Eukaryota; Metazoa; Mollusca; Gastropoda; Patellidae
Product: ammonium transporter 3
Exons: 13
Coding region: 86-1765 (559 amino acids)
Biological process (GO): ammonium homeostasis; ammonium transmembrane transport
Cellular component (GO): membrane
Molecular function (GO): ammonium channel activity
Source: RefSeq, a predicted model, not a curated record
AACGUGGUUAGAGUUAUCUUUCUUACGCGCAUGGUUUACAAAAUGGUGGUAGUUGGCGAUAAGUUUGAAUAAAUCAGGAGUAACUAUGGCGUACAUGGUAGUUACAAUCGCCAGUGUACCAGAAAGUGUGGUGCACGAAAUAGGAAAUAUAGUUGUUGUAAUCUGCUUCUUGUUUGUUUUGAUGAUGCAAGCUGGGUUAGCUUUAUUUGAAUGUGGUAUCAGUAGAAGUAGAAACAUAUAUACUAUUUUAGCAAGAACCUACACUAUUUUCUUUGAAGUAUGUAUCGUAUAUUGGGCUUUGGGACACGCCUUUGCCUAUUCCACUGGUAUGGAUUUUCUUGGUUACCAUAGUUACUGGGUUGGGUUAGAUGUAGACAAGGGAAAUUACUCUACUUGGUUAUUUGGCCUUGCAGUUUGCACGACAACGACCAAUAUCAUAGCGACAUCUUUAGUGGAGCGAGCGACUUUCAAGUCAUUCUUUAUUUUUACAUUUUUCUCGGUAGCAUUUUGCCAACCUGUAGUAAUACACUGGUGCUGGCACCCUGAAGGUUGGUUGUUAAAUCACCUGAAAGGAGUUGUUUAUAAGGAUUUUGCAGGUAGUGGUGUAAUACAUGUUUAUGCUGGCAUAAUCGGUAUACUGGGGUGUGCGAUAUUACAACCUAGAACUAGUCGGUUUAAAGGAGACCAAUUUUCCAGAUCACCGAAAACAUUUCAUGGUCACUCGAAACCGUUUUUAUUUUUGGGUGGUAUUUUAAUUUUGAUUGGGUUUCUAUCACUACGACUUAUGGCCGUGUUUCAGUAUCAAGGAUCUAAAACAGUUGAUAAAGGACUGUCCAUCAUUAUAAAUACUUUAAUAUCCUGUAGUUUCUCUUCACUCACCGCCUGUCUGGUGGCAGCGCUCGUUGAUUAUUGUGGUAUUGCCUGCUGUGCUAUGAAAGGUAGACAUGACUGGUGGCAGUUACUAACAGGAAUUAACUCAGCUAUAGCUGGUGUGGCAUCAUCAGCAGGUGGUUGUAAUGACUAUUAUAGUUGGACUGCUUGUGUUAAUGGUCUCGUCAGUGGAUUUGUUUAUAUAACGUGGAGUCUGUUGAUCAGAUCCUGUCAGGCAGAUGAUCCACUAGAUGUCGCUGCUGUUCACCUUGGUUGUGGUUUAUGGGGUCUCAUCUGUGCACCGGUAUUUGGCACUUCCGGUUUUAUAUAUAACCCAGGAUCUUAUACCCUAGAGACAAUUGCAUGGAAUGUGGCUGGUGGGUGCAGUAUAGUAGUAUGGGCUGGGGUACCAUUCGCCUUAUUGUUCGGCUUCAUGCAGGCUUUAGGAGUAUUCCGGGUAUCGUUUGACAGAGAAACUAAAGGUUUAGACACGUAUCACAAGGAAAUAGCCUAUAAUAUAUUUACAUCUCCACUCACUGAUACAGAUAAUGAUUUGAAUAGUUUGGGUUCUUUUAAAAGACGAGAAAGUGUUAGAACUAGUGGCAGACGACGUCCAUCUAUACAAUGGAAUGUACCGUUCGAGAAAUCAGAACCAACUUCCUUCCGACGAUCGUACCGUCAACCGUCAUGGCAACAAUCAACGCGAUCUUUCAGAAAAUCGUUUCCGUCUGAUUGGCAGACCAACCCGUUUUACGAAAAGAACACACUUGUUAGUGGACCACCUCCUUACCAUGAACUGCGCCCUUAUUGGUGGCGAGAUUCGGAUACCGGAAGGCGAUAUCAUGGACAACAACCAGUAGUAUGGGGAUCGUGUCCCGAUUUACGUCAUGCUUAGUAACUGGGAUAAAAUAUUAAAUAGUG